Messenger RNA from Cornus florida, 5042 nucleotides. Its product is annotated as condensin-1 complex subunit CAP-D2. The transcript is spliced from 17 exons. The coding region runs from base 600 to 4586 and encodes 1328 amino acids. Gene Ontology annotation, molecular function: histone binding. NCBI's taxonomy places the organism in Eukaryota, Viridiplantae, Streptophyta, Magnoliopsida, Cornales, Cornaceae. Gene Ontology annotation, biological process: meiotic chromosome condensation; mitotic chromosome condensation; mitotic cell cycle. Gene Ontology annotation, cellular component: condensed chromosome, centromeric region; nucleus. The record is from RefSeq and is a predicted model, not a curated record.
UGAUAAUAUGAAAUUAAAACAUUAGAAUUAAAAUUGAAAUGAAAAAAAAUAUUUAGUUCAAUUUUUUAAAUUAUUUUUUACUAAUUCAACUAAUUCCAAUUCAAAUACUUCAAUUUUAUUACUGCCAAACAUAACCUAAAAUGAUUCAUAAUUUCAUUCUUUAAAUUAAUCAACAAUUUUGAUUAUUUUUAACACUUGUUAAUCUAGUAAUCUUUUUUUUAAAAAAAAGAAAAAGAAAAAUUGUCCCUAGAAACUCCGGCAAACAGACCAUCUUAAAUAAAAUUUAAUUUUUGAAAACAAAAAUCUUAAAUAAAUUGUUAAACUUGUAAAUACUUAAUAGAAAAUUAGAUUAAUUUUAAUUUUAAUUUUUUAAUUUUAUUUUUUAAUUUUUUAUUUUUAGCUUUUAGCUUUAUAGUAGAAAGUUAGAUCACCUGUCCAAAUAAGAAAAUUAGACCCAAAAUGGGAUUCAUAAAAUCAUCAGAUAAAAUUUGGAUUUCUAGAUUUCCCGCUUGUUUUUUUAAUCGCCGUUUCAUUUCAAAUUCUGUGUCUGCGCACACACACAUCAUCUCUCCCUCUCUCCCCUCUCCCUCUCUCUCUACAUGGCUCCACGCUUCGUCUUCCCCCAAAACCUCCAAGCCCUCGAGGAAGACUACGACGAUGGACGUCUCUCCGCUCAAAACCCCACCACCAUCUCCUCACUCCGCUCUUCGGAACUCGAAGAAUUCGUGAAAGGUGUAACAUUUGAUCUCUCCGACAAAGAGCUCUUCUGUAUCGAAGACCCGGAUUUGUUCGGUCGCGUGUACUCGCUGAUUAAGGGUUUCACUAGUCUCACCCCAGCUUCUAAAUUCAAUCUCGUUGAGAGUCUUCGCUCCAAUCUCAGCGUUCUGCUCCCAAAUGUCGAUUCACUCUCAAGAGCCUCUCAGGCUCAGGACGAUGAUGAGGUUCCGGCACUCGAUCGGGUUAAUUCGCAUCGAAAUGCAUUCAAAAUUUACACCUUUUUCCUCAUCCACAUUGUCCUUGCUGAGGAGAGCAACGUUAAUUCCAACAACAAUUCCAAGGUAGCAGCAAGCACUCGGAAGAAACAGCUUAUAAAUUCAUGGAAUUGGGAAUCUCAGAGGGGCAGAAUACUAAAUUUAAUUGCUAAUUCUCUAGAGAUCAACCUUCCGUUGCUCUUCGGCUCUUCGGAUCCAGAUGAAAAUUAUUUGUCUUUCAUCGUCAAAAAUGCAUUCUCUAUGUGUGAGAGUGUGACACUGUUAAAAGAUUCAGACACAAAAACUGCUUUGUGUCGUAUAAUUGGGACUUGCGCCACCAAAUAUCACUACACGGCACAAUCAUGUGCUACAAUUCUCCACCUGAUUCACAAAUAUGAUUUUGUUAUCAGCCACUUGGCUGAUGCGGUUGUUGGGGCUGAGAAAAAAUAUGCUGAUGGAAGUCUGGCCAUCUCCCUUAUAAGAGAGAUUGGGAGGACCAACCCAAAAGCCUAUGUCAAAGACACUGUUGGGGCUGAAAAUAUUGGACGAUUUCUUGUGGAUCUUGCUGACAAGUUGCCCAAGUUGGUUUCAACCAACAUUGGUGUAUUGGUUCCACACUUUGGUGGAGAGUCGUAUAAAAUAAGAAAUGCUCUUGUUGGUGUGUUGGGAAAGUUGGUUGCGAAGGCGUUCAAGGAUGUUGAGGGUGAAGUAAGUUCAAAAUCUGUUCGUCUUAGAACGAAGCAGGCCAUGUUGGAAAUCUUGCUAGAACGCUGCCGAGAUGUUUCAGCUUAUACCAGGAGCCGGGUUCUCCAGGUUUGGGCUGAACUAUGUGAAGAACAUUCUGUUUCAAUUGGUUUAUGGAAUGAGGUAGCAGCAAUUGCACCUGGCCGGUUGGAGGAUAAGAGUGCCAUUGUCAGAAAAUCUGCACUCAAUUUACUUAUCAUGAUGUUGCAGCAUAACCCCUUUGGUCCACAACUUCGGAGGGCUUCAUUUGAAGCAACUUUAGAGCAGUACAAGAAGAAGUUAAAUGAGCUUGGAACAAAUGUCACAUCAAAGUUGGAUGGGUUACCACUGGAUAACGAUGCCUGCAAUGGAGAUGGUGAGGUUGAUGAUGUAAAUACUGAAGGGACGUUCAGGGAACAGCAAGAUAGUUUAACUGAUAGCUGCAUGCCUCAUGUAGAAGAUGGAAUUGGUCAAAAGGAUAGUUCUGUUCCAGAUGUUGGGAAUUUGGAGCAGACCAGAACCUUGGUUGCGUCACUUGAGGCAGGCUUGAGAUUUUCUAAUUGUGUAUCUGCAACAAUGCCAACCCUUGUUCAAUUGAUGGCUUCUUCUUCUGCCACUGAUGUCGAGAACACAAUUCUAUUGCUAAUGAGAUGCAAACAGUUCCAAAUUGAUGGAUCAGAAGACUGCCUCCGUAAGAUGUUGCCACUGGCAUUUUCCCAGGACAAAUCCAUUUAUGAAGCUGUGGAGAAUGCAUUCAUUACGAUAUAUAUAAGGAAGCACGCAGUAGAGACUGCUAAAAAUCUUUUGAAUCUCGCCAUAGAUUCAAAUAUUGGAGAUCUUGCAGCUUUGGAGUUUAUGGUUGGUGCGUUGGUUUCCAAAGGGGAUAUAACAGCUAGCAUGAUAUCAGCAUUAUGGGAUUUUUUUUGUUUUAAUGUUAGUGGAACCACUGCAGAGCAAAGUCGAGGUGCAUUAUCUGUCUUGUGCAUGGCGGCAAAAACAACCACUGGGGUUCUCAGUUCUCACUUACAGGACAUUAUUGAUAUUGGGUUUGGUCGUUGGGCGAAGGUGGAUCCUUUGCUUGCUAGGACAGCAUGCAUUGCUCUUCAGAGGUUGUCUGAAGAGGACAAGAAAAAACUGUUGUCUAAUAAUGGUAGCCGAGUAUUUGGUAUUUUAGAAACUUUAAUCACUGGGUUCUGGCUUCCAGAAAACAUUUGGUAUGCUGCUGCUGAUAGAGCAAUCGGUGCUGUAUAUACAAUUCAUCCAACUCCUGAAACCUUUGCAGCUAACCUGGUUAAAAGAUCUUUUAGUUCCGUAUUUAAUAGUCAUGGAGGAGACGAGUUGCAAAAUGACAUUGAAAGUGGUAGCUCCAACAUCCUUACUACAGUUCAAGUAACAAAACUUAGUAGAUAUUUAUUUGUUGUAAGCCAUGUUGCUAUGAACCAGUUGGUAUAUAUUGAUUCCUGUGUUCGGAAGAUCCAAAAGGAGAAAGCAAAGAAAGAGAAAAUGAUUGCUGAGGACCAAAGUGUUCAUAAUAAUGGCACUACACCUCCUGAUGCACCAAAGGAUAAUGGUAUCAAUGCAGAGCUAGGUCUUGCUGGUUCUGAUGAUGCAAUACUUGAUACCCUCUCUGAAAGAGCAGAGAAAGAAAUUGUUUCUGGUGGUUCUACAAAGAAGAACUUGAUUGGGAAUUGUGCAUCUUUCCUAACAAAACUUUGUAGAAAUUUUGGUUUAAUGCAGAAGCACCCUGAACUGCAGGCGUCUGGAAUGCUUGCUUUAUGUCGAUUUAUGAUUGUUGAUGCAGAUUUCUGUGAUGCAAAUCUCCAGCUUCUCUUCACUGUCGUGGAGAGUGCGCCAUCUGAAACUGUUCGUUCCAAUUGCACUAUAGCCAUUGGUGAUUUAGCGGUUCGCUUUCCUAAUCUAUUAGAACCAUGGACGGAGAACAUUUAUGCACGGUUACGGGAUCCUUCAGUUUCUGUCAGGAAAAAUGCUGUAUUGGUUCUUUCUCACCUCAUUUUGAAUGACAUGAUGAAGGUGAAAGGCUUUAUAAAUGAAAUGGCUGUUCGGAUAGAAGAUGAUGAUGAAAGGAUUUCAAAUCUAGUGAAACUUUUCUUUAAUGAACUUUCGAAAAAAGGGAGCAACCCUAUAUAUAAUUUACUUCCUGAUAUUCUGGGCAAAUUAUCCAACCAGAACUUGAAAAGAGAGUCUUUCUGCAACGUAAUGCAAUUUUUAAUUGGUUCCAUCAAGAAGGACAAGCAAAUGGAAGCUCUUGUUGAGAAGCUUUGCAAUAGAUUUAGUGGAGUAACAGAUAUUAGGCAAUGGGAAUAUAUCUCUUAUUGCCUCUCUCAGCUGGCAUUUACUGAGAAAGGCAUGAAAAAGCUGAUUGAAUCAUUUAAGAUGUAUGAACAUGUCUUAUCCGAGGAUUCUGUUAUGGAUCAUUUCAGAAGUAUAAUUAACAAAGGAAAGAAGUUUGCCAAAGCAGAACUCAAAUCAUGCAUUGAAGAGUUUGAGGAGAAGAUUAGUAAGUUCCACAUCGAAAAAAAGGAGCAAGAACUUACUGCCAAAAAUGCCCAAGUUCAUCAACAAAAAGUUGGUAGCUUGGAAAGAGAGGAAACUGCAGUCUCUGAAAUUUCUGAAGAUAACGAGGAUGAUCUAUCAACAGAAGGGACGAGACUGACUCCACACGAUGAAUCAAAAUCCAAAUCUGUUGGGUCAGAAGAAUAUUCUCAUGCUUCCAGUGAGGUGACGGAAUCGGAACAAGGUGACAAUGAAGUUCAAUCAUCUCAAGUUUAUUCAAGAGGCGCUUCUAAAUGUAGAGCUAAGAAUAGCAGCAUAAAAGAUCGAGUUGAUACUACUAUCUCUGCUAGAAGAAGUACCAGGUCAAAGAAAAGGUAGAAAGAGGAUAAAGUAUUCAGACUCUGGUUCCUUUUUUGUCUGUGGAAGUGAAGAAAAAGCAUUCCUUGUAAUGGAGGUGCAUGUGAUAUGUUUGACGUAAUGUCGAACCCUAGUCUAAAUGAAAAAUCUCAUCCUCAAUAUUGCUAUUUUUUUAUAUUUGUAAUUUAUGGCUUGUAAUAAUAUUUCACGAGUUCCUCAACUUGACUUUCAUUUUUGUAGGUGGGGGAGAUCGUAGCAUAAGAAGCUUAAAAUCAAACUGAACUUGGUUAUGAUAUAUAUAGAGUUGAUGAGUCCCCUGGUUGUAGUGACUGUGGCAUGAAAUGUACUGAUAGAUAUAUCAUCUUCAAUGUUCCACAGCAUUAUUGUAGAAUUUAUUAAACACCAGCUCUGAAAGGAAACAUAUGAUAAUUUUUUCAUGUCUGCUAUCAAAGACAAUAAUUUAUAUCAAGCCAUAUG